UGUUUCCAUUAGACGAGGAGAAAUCCUGGACGUUUUUCGCAAUUUUGAAAAAUUAGUAAUAAUAAUAACUAGAAAUAUACAAGUACAAAAAAUUAGUGGCUACCGUAACUUAUAAAGUUAAUAAUAAUAAUUAAAAUAAUAAUAAUUAUUAUUCGUUUUGGUUGAAUUAUGAUUUUGGAGCCUUGAGUUGAUAUAGCGGUUCGCCGGUUUUUCACAAAGGCACAGGACGCGAAUAGUUGUCGAAAUUGGUUUGAUUAGAUUUAUACCACUGAAGCGCUUCACCUUAAAGCAGCGCUUAAAGCAGCUUAUUCUUGUUCUGGAAUCUUAUUCGGUGUUUGAUUGUGUAAUUUUCCUGCACGUUUUGAGUCGAUCCUUCAUGGCUUCCAGUGGAAUCAUAUUCGAAGAUAUUUUCGAUGUCAAAGAUAUCGAUCCUGAUGGCAAGAAGUUCGAUCGAGUGUCCCGAUUGUUCUGUGAAAGUGAGUCUUUUAAAAUGGAUUUGAUUCUGGAUGUGAACACUCAGAUUUACCCCAUGGAACUUGGGGAAAAAUUCCGUAUGGUGGUGGCCAGUUCGCUGGGCGACAGCACGGACCGGGAAAUGCCCGAGGAUGGGGAAUAUCGCGACAUCUCUAAAUUCCCGAGAGCGGAACAGUAUGAGUACAUCAUGUACGGUAAAGUUUACCGUCUGGAAGGAGACGAUGCUUCGAGUGAGUCUGGGCGACUGGCGGCCUAUGUCUCCUACGGCGGACUGCUCAUGCGUUUGCACGGAGACGCCAGCAAUUUGUUGUCGUUUGAGGUCGACAGCAACGUCUAUCUCCUAAUGAAAAAGCUGGCUUUUUGAGAAUUCAUAUAGAAGUACUGGAAGGAGAACGGUUUUUUAAUUGUGGACGGAUGAAUUUUGAAUACGCCGCUUUUUUGGAGGAUAACGAUAAUUAUUAUGGAUUUACUGAUUUCGUAUCUCAUCAUUUUCAAGAAAAGAAAAGGCACUUUGAUGUUAUUACAUUCGGAUGUCGGGAUGUACUUUUAAACUUUCCAUCACGAACGUGAGUUUUUUUUGGCAAAGGGUUAACCUUUAGAAUGUUUGCUCUUUUUCUUUGAAAUAUGGACGUUUUGAAUUGGUAUUGUUCGAACUUUGUUGUACAGUGUACGAGUACUUACCUGGUUGUGACUUGUUAGUAAAUAAUAAAAGAAUUUGUGUAAUAA
Molecule: messenger RNA, 1200 nt
Organism: Paramacrobiotus metropolitanus
Lineage: Eukaryota; Metazoa; Tardigrada; Eutardigrada; Parachela; Macrobiotidae
Product: DNA-directed RNA polymerases I, II, and III subunit RPABC3-like
Exons: 1
Coding region: 377-838 (153 amino acids)
Biological process (GO): DNA-templated transcription
Cellular component (GO): RNA polymerase I complex; RNA polymerase II, core complex; RNA polymerase III complex
Molecular function (GO): DNA-directed RNA polymerase activity
Source: RefSeq, a predicted model, not a curated record